AUGCAAGCCGUUCUGCCCGGACGACCACAAGCGCAGCUUCAGGCCGUGUGCACCGGAGUCUUCGAGGGCCAGACGGUCAUUUCCUACAUCUCUGGAAGCGCCCUGAUCAUCUGCAAUGGACCCGAUUCCCUUCUCCAGACAAUCUACCAUGACGAGCUUCCGCCUGGAUCUGGCCUCGUCGCCGUUUCCUACGACCACCGAAGCGCAAAGAUUGCGACAGCGUCGGCCGACAAUGUUUACAUCUACGUCUUGCGCGAGGAGAUCAAGGGGCAGUUGCGCUGGUUCCUGGACAUGACCUUUGACGUCAGCCGAGAGAAGGACAAAGACACGAGCAAGGAGGAAGGCAGGAUACAAAGUCUGUCUUGGGGCACGGACGAGGAGCUGCUGGUGGCUUCGGACAAGGUCGUCUUGCUGUCGACACAGGACCACUCGACUCGCUGGACUCGCUCGUUGCCGUCGCCCGUGUCGCAUGCCACCUUUUCGCCCUCUGCCGCCCUCUUGGCUACCGCCUCUCACUAUGACCGCCUCGUCAAGGUCUGGCGCCGUCUCUCGUUCGAAUCCGCCAUCUUUGACUACGCCUACCUGCCCCACCCAGACAUUGUCACCCACGUCGAAUGGAGAUCCGACCCGGCCGACGAGGAUGUCCUCUACACAAUCUGCUUAGAUGGACGAUUGCGCGUCUGGAAGACUGGGCUGCCGCGACACACAGACGUGCUUGGCCUCUACGCAGACCUCGACCUGAUGACGGCCGUCCGCCCUCUCGUUCCCUCGAACCGCCGCUACACCUUCCUCGUACCCUCGACCGUCUUCACCGAAGCUGUUGAACACGCCGUCAGCACUCAAACCCUUCCCGCCGAGCGACAUGCCAUCGAGUACAUGAAAGAGCUUGCGAAAAGACACCCAGACAUUGUCGUUGUGACGGACGAUCAAGGACACAUGAGCGCUUGGGGCUUGGAGAAUGUUGGCUGCAAAAAGAGGACAAGCACUUCCGCUCAUGGCGAAUUCUUCCACGCCACUCAUGUCGACAACCUCUUCUUGGACUUCUCAAAGCACGCACACGUCGACGAAGACAACGCCCGCAUCCUCAACUUCCCUCUCCCUGGCCAGCCCGGAGACAUUGCCUUCUUGGUCCACCACUUUGAUGGUCGCCUGCAGUGGUACCAGGGCAAAGUCCACCACGUCUUUGAUCCCUCGCCGCGAAAACAACGUACGCGUAACUUGGCCUCCUGGACUGGCCAUUCGUCCUCGAUCAAGAAGCUCAUUCGCACUGCCGACGGCUCUGCCGUCAUCUCGCGGACUGACACGGACGAGGGAGUCGUCUGGAAACACCGCGGCAACUUCCUGGUCAGAAAGAGCAAGACAAAGUUGCACGAACACAUACACCGCACUGCUCUGCUGAAGAACGGUGACUUCAUUGUGCUUCUGCACCACGAGAGCAUUUCUCUCUGGGACGCUCGUCUGUCAAAUGCAAAAGAGAUUGGUCGCUGCUCAUACUCGGUCUCCGGCAAGCCUCUCUGUCUCCUGCUGCUCCCGGCUCCUGAGGAUGCUGGCCAUCUGUCAUACCUUGCAACCGUCACGGCAGAUAUGCGAGGUCUUGUCUGGGAGCUUGAUCUAGGAGCAUCUGAACCCUCAAUCAAUGAGUUUUGCUCCUUCCAGCUUGAGCAUAUUGAGAACAUGUCCUACUUUCUGCCUGUCGAUCCUGCAGGUAGCUCGCUUGUUGUGUCUGGCCUCUUCGACACCUUCGCUCAAGAUACAGCUGUCUCAUGGACGACCACGGGUAUCUUGCAAACUUGGACAGCCAGAGUCGAUCGCCGAAAGAAGGCUGUGACAUGGCUAAAUAUCUCCACCACCGACACAAGUAUUCAGAAUCCUUCUCUUGGUAGCGGCACUUCGAUCCGGAAAGCUGCGCUUGUUGACAAGUCGCGCUCUACCUUGACCAUCUGGGAUACCAAAAGCAGCCGUCUUGACUACGAAGAAACUUUCCAAAACCAGACAGUCCAGGAUCUCGAUUGGGCUUCAACGCCCGACAAUCAGUCCAUCCUCGCCGUCGGUUUCUCGCAUGCUGUCUUUGUGUAUACCCAGCUUCGCUAUGACUACGUCACCGAGCGGCCUUCAUGGGGUCGCAUCAAGGAAGUCAAUACUCGCGAUCUGUCUCCUCAUCCUAUCGGAGAUUCUGUCUGGCUAAGCUCUGGUAAUCUGGUGAUUGGUGCUGGCAACCAACUCUACCUUACGAGCAACGCAAUUGAUUCUCAACGAGACUUGUCGUCAGAUCUACAAAGCUCAACUUCACACAAAUCAUCUAUACGCAUACAAGACGUCGUUCGCAGACUCAAUGGUCCCUUACCCGUCUUCCAUCCACAAUUCAUCUCCCAGUGCAUUCUUGCUGGCAAGAUGGACAUCGUUCACCGUAUCUUACUUAAUCUCCAGAAGACGCUCAAGUUCUACACUGAGGGCGAUGAUCUUGACUCUUUCCAAGGCCUUGAAAUCGAUGACUUCAUGUCAUCCACUGAGAAGUUCCCAAAUUCCAGUAAGCAAAUGCACAAAUCUUACAGUACCCUCGACAUGCAAGAAGAAUCAACAACUGUCACUGAAGACGUCGCAUCAUCUAUUGUGUCUCUUCUUUCUGAGAAGUCCAUACCACAACUUUCAAGCACCGAGCAACUCAGUCUUGCCGAUAUUGUCGAGUGCGUCGGCAUGGUCGAAAAGCAUCGUCGCUCGAUUGACGCAAACGCCGCCCGCUAUCUACUGUUCUGGAGAGCAACUAUUGUGCGCUCUCGCCAGUCGUCUACCUUGGCAGCUGUGACGUGGCGUGAAAUGCUCUGGGCAUACCACAGUAGCAGUCAAGAUAUCCUUGUCGACAUCGUCACCCGACAGAACAAAGGUCAGAUAACCUGGUCGCAUGCUCGCGACACUGGUAUCUUUGUCUGGCUUACCGACCGGGAAGCAUUGCUCCAGCAGUUUGAGGCUGUCGCUCGGAGCGCAUACACCAGCACCGAGCUUCGUGAUCCAGCCAACUGCUCUCUUCACUAUCUGGCUUUGCGUAAGAAGAACGUCUUGCUUGGUUUGUGGCGCAUGGCUACGUGGUCAAGAGAGCAGGCUGCCACCAUGCGUCUCCUGAAGAAUGACUUCUCCGAUCCGAGAUGGCGCACCGCUGCAAACAAGAAUGCUUACGCACUCAUGGGAAAAAGGCGAUUUGAAUAUGCUGCAGCUUUCUUCCUUCUCGCUGACAAUCUUGAUUCUGCCGUCUCCGUGCUCAACAAUCAGCUUGGCGAUGUGCAGUUGGCCAUUGCUGUUGCUCGUGUUUACGGCGGAGAUGACUCUCCUGCGAUCAAGAAGUUCUUGAACGAGAGACUACUGCCCAGUGCAGCACAAGAUGGGAAUCGUUGCCAGACUACGUGGACGUACUGGAUGCUUGGUGAAAGAUCUCUGGCUGUCCGUGCUCUUGUCAGCCCCUUGCACUCGCUGCUCGUGCCACCUGGCUCUCCUCCAGACUCACUACAGGCCAAGAGUUUCCGCAAUGACGAUCCUGCGCUUGUCGUGCUUUACCAGCAACUACGAGAAAAGAGCCUGCAGACCUUGAGAGGUGCCCUCAUGAUCACAGGUCAGGAAGAGUGGCAGUUCAUCACCAAGACUGCGACACUGCUUCUUCGUAUGGGUUGUGAUAUUCUCGCACUUGAUCUGGUCCGCCACUGGGAGUUCCUGCAGCCUCAUCCUGUAGUUAAGCAAGAAGAGGGUGAGGGUGAAGAGUCUGUGGCAGAAUUACCGCGACGCAAACUCUCCAGGACCAAUACAGCAGAGCGAUUCGACCCAAGAAAGUUACUACGCCGGAGAAGCAGUCUGGUUGUCGCUGACUUGCCAGAAGGAAGACCUGUGCUGUCAUCCGAUAACGCUGCCCCAUCAAUGCUGGAUGGCUGGGGUGCUCCUUUAGCACAAGUCAAACAGACUCCGUCGCUGCUCGACCAGUGGUCGACGCCCGGUUCGUCGACACCCAAAGCUGCACCCUCAAUGUUUGAUCAGUGGGCAACGGCUGAGCUUCCCAAGCAGACCACCAAGCCUGCCCCAUCAAUGCUUGACAGUUGGAGUGCCCCGUCUAAGCCUGUAUCUCGGCCCGCGACUUCUCUUCUCGAUGAAUGGAGCGUGUCCCCUGCCAGUUCGAAGGCCGAGACGAUUGCGGCACCGUCGCUGCUAGAUCAGUGGACGUCACCGACACCGUCUGUAUCAAAGCCAAUUGCCAAACAGCCUGCUUCUAUGCUCGAUGAGUGGGCUACACCUGCUUCCAAGCCUGUGCCCAAGGUCGAAAAAGUCGAACCACCAUCGAUGCUCGACCAGUGGACCACGCCUGCUCCGACUGUUCCUUCAGCUUUAUCUAUAUCACCAGCGCCUGGUCCCGCAGCUGCUGAACCUCCGACAGUGAUGCCAGACAGAGGCACCGGAAAUGAUCACAUGCCCCCUGCUGUUUUCCUCAACAACCCAACAAUGCCAACAUCAAUGCCCAAUUCGGCGGACGAGCUUGAAAAGCAAGUCGAAAGUUAUGAACAAACACCAAGUGACCCGGAAGAGGCGGGAGUAACAUCGCGAGGGAACGUUGUAGUAGAUGGAGCUGAGGAUAACGCGAGAGGAGGCUCCGAGGGAAAGUGCGAGAGCACAGUGGACAAUACAUAUAAGCUGCCGAAAGGAUUGAAGCAGCCUCCGCCAGAAGCUUUCAAAGAGCCUGAUCCGAAUUCUUUACUCGAUGCGUUUGGCUUUUGA
This is a messenger RNA of Aureobasidium subglaciale EXF-2481, 4749 nucleotides long. RefSeq lists its product as uncharacterized. Gene Ontology annotation, molecular function: protein binding. Lineage: Eukaryota; Fungi; Ascomycota; Dothideomycetes; Dothideales; Saccotheciaceae. Gene Ontology annotation, cellular component: RAVE complex. The transcript is spliced from 2 exons. The record is from RefSeq and is a predicted model, not a curated record. Gene Ontology annotation, biological process: vacuolar acidification. The coding region runs from base 1 to 4749 and encodes 1582 amino acids.